This is a messenger RNA of Juglans microcarpa x Juglans regia, 342 nucleotides long. RefSeq lists its product as uncharacterized. The coding region runs from base 1 to 342 and encodes 113 amino acids. The record is from RefSeq and is a predicted model, not a curated record. The transcript has a single exon. NCBI's taxonomy places the organism in Eukaryota, Viridiplantae, Streptophyta, Magnoliopsida, Fagales, Juglandaceae.
AUGCGAAGCAACAGCGACGGGCACGACGCGUUCGUGUUUCUUAGUCAACCGUCCGGAAACGCAAAGCCGAGAAACGAAACAUCGACGGCGAAGAAAAACGAAAACGUCAAUAAGAACGAGAAGGCCGGUAGGGUAGGCGUCGAGAAGGCGAAACCAAACGAGAAGGCGAAGGCGAAGGGGGUGAGGGGAUCAGGUGAAACGGCGUCGUCGGCGCACGAGAGGCACUACGUGAAGAAUAGGGCCAAGAAAGAGGGAGAAAAGCGGAAAUCGUAUUUGCCGUACAAGCAGGUUGGGUUUUUCACUAAUGUGAACGGGUUUAGCCGGAACGUCCAUCCCUUCUAA